Messenger RNA from Petromyzon marinus (sea lamprey), 5906 nucleotides. It is a transcript of the gene CTDP1, whose product is annotated as CTD phosphatase subunit 1. The record is from RefSeq and is a predicted model, not a curated record. NCBI's taxonomy places the organism in Eukaryota, Metazoa, Chordata, Hyperoartia, Petromyzontiformes, Petromyzontidae. Gene Ontology annotation, molecular function: RNA polymerase II CTD heptapeptide repeat phosphatase activity. Gene Ontology annotation, cellular component: nucleus.
GUAAGAAAAAAGCACAAGAACCCUCUGAGGCACCGACCAAAAUCCCGCCAUAUUCCACUUCAUAAACAAGAACCUCCCUGCAAACGAGGCCGAUUCCGAUUCCCAUCAAAAAAACCCCUCUCACGGUGAAUCGAUCCACUGCCCCUUCCUCCUAAUUCACGGGACACGAAACGAUUCGAGAUUUAAAUUGCGCUGGCGAUCGCAAAUCGUUAAGCUAUCGAUUCACACUCAGCCAUGGCAGAGGCCGGCGUGGUUCGUGUUCCCUGCACUCUGCGUGCCGUGCGCCUCUUGGAGUGGAAAGUGGCGCCCGGCUCGGCCGUGCGCAUGGGUUCGGUGGUGGCGCACGUGGCGGCGGUGGAGGACAGCGGCGGCGGAGGCGGCCGGGACGAGGAGGACGCGGCGACGGUGGCCCCCGAGGCGGACGAGGCGAAGGAUGAGCAGGCCGCGACCACGGUCUCGCCUGGGCGCUCUGCCCGCGAGGUGAAGCUGAAGGCGAGCAGCGCUGGCGUCGUCGUGCGCCUCUGCUGCGCGCCCGGACAAAUAGUGGCCUCGGGAGGAGAGCUGCUGCGGCUGGAGGCUUGUCGCCAUCCCAUUGUGAUGAAGGGACUAUGUGCCGAGUGUGGGCAGGACCUCAGGAGGUUGGCGAAGGCAGGCGGACAGACGCAGGUUUCGAGUUCCGCAGCCAACAUCUCUAUGGUUCACAGCGUGCCCGAGCUCAUGGUCACAUCCGAGCAAGCCGAGAGCCUGGGACGUGAGGAUCAGCAGCGGCUGUUGCGGAGCCGCAAGCUGGUGCUCAUGGUAGAUCUGGACCAGACGCUCAUCCACACGACGGAGCAGAGCUACCCGCACAUGAGCAGCAAGGGAAUCUUCCACUUCCAGCUUGGCCAGGGUCAGCCGAUGCUGCACACGCGACUGCGGCCCCACUGCCGCUCCUUCCUGCAGAAGAUCGCCGAGCUCUACGAGCUGCACGUCUUCACCUUUGGCAGCCGCCUCUACGCACACACCAUCGCCGGAUUUUUGGAUCCGGAAAAGAAGCUUUUUUCGCACAGAAUCCUUUCCCGAGACGAGUGCAUAGAUCCCUACUGCAAAACCGGCAACCUCAAAAACCUUUUUCCGUGCGGCGACUCGAUGGUGUGCAUCAUCGAUGACCGCGAAGAUGUGUGGAGGUCGGCGCCCAACCUGGUUGCCGUGCGGAAGUACGUUUACUUCCAGGGUACCGGCGACAUCAAUGCCCCGCCGGGCUCGCGCGAGGCUCAGCGCAGGGGAAAUAACGUCGCCAAGGUUACCCCGGAGAGUUCUUCUCAGGCAUCGGCAGAGUCGCCUAACGCGGUGUCCUCGCGCGGCCCUGCGGAGCGGGUCGCCAAAUGCCCCCCGGCCGCCGAGACCGACGGUGCGGGAAAAGCGACGGCGGCGGCGGCGGCGGACUCGCGGCUCAAACCCGCGGCGGGCGGGGCCCCGGCUGCUCCGACCAACAACGGCACGGGCCGGUGCGGCGGCGCGAAGGACCCCACGUUCAGGGACGGCGCCAAGGAACCGGUGACGGCCGGAUCGACGGUGACGGACGACGGCACCGCGGCAGCUUCGUUGAAGGAGGAGGAAUGGAAAGCGGGCGCGGACGUGGCGGACGUGGGAGCCGAGCCCAGGCAGAACAACGAGAAGCGGGGCGACGCGGGCAGCGGCGCGCAGGCCGACCUGGACUUUGAUUUGUCGAGCGACAGCGACUCUCCAUCGUCGCCCUCCGCCGCGCUGAAGGAAGAGGGCGAGGCGGUGGCGCCCCCGACGUCCGGCGGCGGCGACGACGACAACGAUGUGAGGACGUUGAAGGCGGACGUGAAGGCGGACGUGAAGGCGGACGUGAAGGCGGACGUGAAGGCGGACGUGAAGGCGGACGUGAAGGCGGACGUGAAGGCGGACGUGAAGGCGGACGUGAAGGCGGACGUGAAGGCGGACGUGAAGGCGGCCGCCGAUCGCCAAACCGUGCGCUUGGACGCGGAGAUGGCGGCACCGCUGCGCGGCGGCGUCCGGAGCGGGCGUGACGCCGCCAAGGAGGAGGAGGCAGGGGGCGGGGAGGAGCGCCUGGGCGAAGCCGCGGGGCCCUGUGUUCCGGCGUGCGAGCCCGAGGUGGUGGGUGAGAACGGUGGUGCCGGUGGCGGCGCCGAGACGCGACACGACACCGCGGACAUCGCGUCGCAGAACACGGAGCAGUCGGGCAUCACUGAGGGAGAGUCCUUUGAGCCUGAAUUCGACGUUGAGGAGGAGGAGGGGAAGGCCCACGAGGGCGCGGCGGUGGUGGUGGCGGACGCCGCCGCCGCCGAGGUGGACGAUAAGGAGGAGGACGACUACCUGCUGCACCUGGAGGAGGUGCUGUCGCGCGUGCACUCGAUGUUCUACGUGCAGCACGACCGCUGGCAGCAGCAGCAGCAGCGGGGGAGGCUGCAGGGAGAGAGCGAACCGGGGGGGGCGGUGAUCGAGCCGGACUUGCGCUCCGUCGUGCCGGAGCUGCGCCGCUCCGUGCUGCGUGGGGUCGUCGUCGUCUUCAGUGGAGUGUUUCCGACGAACUGCCCGGCGGACCGCACGCGCGAGUACCGGGUGGCCUCUGCGCUGGGAGCCAUCGUCAGUUCCAGCCUGGUGCUGGAUACCAGCAGCGCUCAGUGCGCCACCACGCACCUCAUCGCUGCUAAGGCCGGCACGGACAAAGUGCGGCGAGCGCUUGAGUCGAGGCGCGUCCGUGUGGUGACGCCAGAUUGGCUGUGGGCCUGCGCCGAUCGCUGGGACCACGUCGAGGAGCGCCUCUUCACACUCACCGAUGGGUACACGCGCACGCACAGGAGCAGCAGCCCAGCGACGUACACGGAGGCGGGCGCCAGCGCCGGCGCCCGCCACGCUCUGCUGCAUCCCACCCCCAUGCACCCGCGGGGCAGCACGGCGCCGGCACCGCCCGAGACGCGCGUGUACGACCCCGUAACGGGGCGCCUGCUGAGGAGGGGCGACGUCCAGUCGUGCGCGCAAGGAGCCAGCAGCUGGCAAGGGCAGCAACAGCAGCAGCAGCGAAAGGAGCGGCAGGAGCGGCAGGAACGGCAACUGCAGCAGCAGAAGCAGCAACAGCAGCAGCAGCAGCAGGUGCCCAGUAUAACGCCGGCGCCUGCCGGGGGCCUGGGGCAUGACGACCAUUCGCCGUUCAGGUGCCUGAGCCAGCAGCAAGUGAGGGACGCUCCGGAGGGGAGUCGGCGGCAGAGGCAGCCCAGCAUGUCGGAGGCCCUGCCGCUCUACACCCUGUCCAAGGACGACCUGGACAGCAUGGACAAGGAGGUGGAUGACAUCCUUGGGGAGGAGAGCGACGGGGAGGAGGAGGAGCAGGAGGAAGAAGAGGAGGAGGAGGAGACGGCGGAGACGGCGGAGGCUGCUGGAGGGAGCUCUGCCCGCACCGGUGCCCCCUGUGUGCCCGAGAUGGAGGUGGAGCGGGGGGCCGGAGGCAGGGCCCCCCCGCAAAGCAAGGAGGAGCUGGGGACGCUCAUCGAGAGGCCCCCUUCGUCAUCGAGCGGCGGCAGCCUUGAAGGCAGCGUCCCGCGUGUGACGUUCACGGCUGUGGUGCGAGAAAGAAACGAUAAGUCCGUGGAAAGAGGACACAAGCGCAGGAGAGACGAGAGCGAGGAGGAGGAGGAGGAGGAAGAGGAGCCGGAGGGAAGCAGCUCGGAGGCAGACGAGAUGGCAGCUGCGCUCGAUGCCGAGCUUGAUAACUUCAUGUGACGUCUCUUGUUCUCGGGCGCAUCACCCACGCGUGUGAGGGUGAAGAUGCGGGGGACACGCACGGCCAGCGGUGUGUGGGUGUGUACCUAUUCGUGUCUUGUCGGCGGCCGAGCGAUCGGACGCGGGGGAGUAGCGUUGCGCUGAUACUGUGGACACUUUUGGGGUAAGCAGCUCCCCACUGAAACGCACGCGCACGUUUGCCCGCUGUUCCACACAGCGACGUUGACCGAACGACGCGCGCGCGCGCGUGUGUACACGGCUACACUUUCACAAACACGUCUGACGGUGAAUAAUGCGGAGGUGACCAGGCUGAGAUGAGGAAAAAGAUAGCGACUACGAAAUAUAGAGAUGACCAAGCUGAGACCACGACACACCGUCACACUUUUUUUCUGGACACGUAAAAAAAAAAUGCAAUAUGCCCACCUCUGUUGUGGCUGAGCAAACCCUUUUUCUGUUAAGUGACUGCAAGUACGAGGAUGGAAGUUUUCUCCCAUGAACAUUUUCUGUUCAUCACACUAGUGGUUGCCUACGUGCAACCACGGCUGGAUCGAUUUGUGUCGGAGGCUCAUCGAUUUUUCGGGAAGCGAUACGGCAGAGCUCCGACCCAAGCUCGAACGAAAAUAGUAACUCGGAACAAAAAUUUCAGGGAACGGCCCCGAUGAGGUUGUUGCAGAGGCCUGCAGGAAUUCUCUCGUAGACGCACCGAUAAGUGGCGCACGCACGUGAAAUACUGCAGGAGUAGUGAUCUUGUGAUUUGGCCAGUACUGCCCCGGUUUGUGAAUGCGAUUGUAAAUAUUGGAUGGGGCAGCACGAAUCGGAUUACAGAAAUGUGCGUACAAAAAAGCCACCCGCCCCGCCCCCAAUAUUCGAGAGUCAAUUUCUUUAAAGUAAAAAAAAAUCGGUGGAUUGUCGUUAGGUUUCUUGCGGCGAAGUGUAUCCGUUAUCUCCGGCUCUUUUAUCAUCCAGUGUUGGUGGAUCGCUUGGAGAUGGGAGAUGGGAACCGCGUCAUGAGCGGUAGUGAGAUUGUUUUGCGUGGGGGUUUAGCUGAACGAAGCGGGGGUGUGCUCGCUUGAUGAGCGGCGGUUGGCGUCUCUUAAACGAGUGUUUUUUUUGUACGGCUCAUGGAUAGUUGAUGCAGCCUCUGCUCCACGUAUAGACGUCGAAGGGAUAAGGGUUUUAAAAUGAGGCCAGCGCGCUAAUAUUCUUAAGCUAAUUGAGUGGGUUAUUUUUUAAAAUGUGGGCGUUCUGGAUGGGGGAUAGAGUUUUAAGGGAAAUGUCAGAAAACCUACAGAGCAAAACGCUGCAAUAUUGAGACAUGGGAGAAUAUACGGAGAAGUUUAACAACUAAUUCGUCUUUUGUUGGCAUGAACGAUGAGAUGUAACCCACAAAAGCGUUGCGAUGGACACAUUUUCCAUAUUUUAACAUCAUCUGUCCUUUGUGCAGUAAAUUUGUUAACCUUUAUAGCAGAGUUUUAUUUUUUUCAUGAUAAAGACUUUCAAAAUAAAUUAAAUUGUUCAAAUUAAUGAGGCCGUUUUUUUUACAGAUUUUUACCAAUGCUUAUAAGUGCACUGCAAAGCAAAAAGCUUAAUUUGAUAAAAAAAUAUGAACACCGUUCAAAUUUGACAACAUGAUUUUAUAAGUCCAUUCUUUUGGCAUGUGAUCCCUUAACUGGCUUAACAAGUCUUGGUCUUAGAACAGACAGCGUUUUAAGUAUGAUAGUAAUGUCUUACCUUGCCAAUUUGUAACCAAAGUCUUUAAAUAUAACCUUGUGAACAAAAAAAAAUAUUUUACGGAUUCUAUACGACAAGGCGUAGGAUUUAGUCUUACGAUUGCAUGUUAGGGUCUUUUACCUCUAGCAUCUGGCAGUUCACCAGCAUAUUGUUCAAGCAAGGCUGACUCUGCUGAUGAGACAUUGUGUGUCGAAACCGGUCCAGAGUUUUCUCGUGUUGAAUAUUGAAAUUAUGCAUGACCAGAAGGCUUUGUAGCUGAUGGGAUGUAAAAAAAAAAAAAGCUUAUUUUUUUACGUGGAGAGAUAAAUAUAUGAAGGGAGACGUAUUGUGUGCUUAUUUAUUUUGUUACUAAUAUUUUCCACGCCGCUGAUGAUUAUUUUGUAAUAAAUAAUGGAUCGUUUAGCGUAUGGCUGAACUUCUUUGGGCCG